Messenger RNA from Aureobasidium uvarum, 4170 nucleotides. The record is from the annotation of a GenBank genome assembly. Lineage: Eukaryota; Fungi; Ascomycota; Dothideomycetes; Dothideales; Saccotheciaceae.
GGGUCGUUCUCAGCUGCUACUGCCCUGUACCCCGACCUUUCGCCCGUCAUGUCCUCUCGCCGCGAUACACCGCAAGCUCGUCGAAGAGUGUCGAUGGAGCUGCCCGAACGCUUCCGUUUCGACGACGAUGCAGACCAAGAUCAAGAUCAAGACCAAGAGGUGGAUAGAGCACAAAUCAUAGACAUGGCCAUGAUGCAUCAAAGUGUCUUUGGCAUCAUCGCUGCAACUCAGUCAAAGGCCAACACGAUGCGGUCCAUGCUCCAAGAGGCCGACAGUGAUAGCGACGACACAACACCCACCCCGCCGACGAGACCUAGCAGGUCUACCAUACACCCGACGCUCCCUUUGCGCCAAACCCCGCCCUCUCGCAAUAACCACCUCAAACGACUGUCUGACAACAACUUGGUCCAGUCACUACCCGGUCUGCGGCCCGCGCCGACGACUACCUUCGCAACCACAACUCCCUCUCGCUUUUCAAAGGCUGCCGUCGAUCAGCCCGAACCCAGCCCUCAUGUGGGGACAGACCUAGGGUCUUCCCAGUCGACCAUCAGGAAGCCCGCCAGCAGGAAGCCGAGCCCCGUUCCAGAUAUGUCGUCGAGUGCAACUCAGGUUGCCUUGCCAGAUGCCCUGAAGGACAUAUUCAAUUUCGACGAAGCCGAGAAGGUCGUCGCAAAGUACCCUUGCUGGUACCUUCAAAGUGUCCUCUUGCAAGGCUACAUCUAUAUCACGCAACGCCACAUUUGCUUCUAUGCAUAUCUACAGAAGAAAGCUGGUGUCACCAUCAAGUCUGGCUACCUCACCAAACGUGGUCAACGCAACCCACGUUACAAGAAGUACUGGUUCGUGCUCAAGGGAGAUGUCUUGUCAUACUACAAGGACCCUUCAACUCCAUUCUCCCCAAGAGAUGUUAUAGACCUGCGUUAUGGCGUUUCGGCCGACAUCACUCCGGCACAAGGACAGGACAAGGAAAGCCCAUCUUUCUCUGUCGUUACAGAUGCCAAAACCUACCACUUCAGGGCGGAGACUGCCUCGAGCGCUACGGAGUGGGUCAAGCAGAUACAAAAGGUCAUCUUUCGGUCACGCAACAACAGUGAUAGUGUCAAGAUCUGUUUGCCGGUCGACAAUGUCGUCGAUAUCGAAGAAAGCAACUAUCCAGAUUUUGCCGAUACCAUCAAGAUUCGGGUCAUCGAUAAUGAUGAGACCUUCGCUGUUGACGAGGUAAGUGCCUUGAGUUGCUUGGUUUGUCCUCGAAUGUUCACUGAUGGCCAUCUANNGUACUUUUUCUCUUUCUUCGGGUUUGGUGAAGAGGCACUUGGUGUGCUACGAAGUUUAACCCAAGAGACUAGUGCGCAACGUGUGCUCGCAAGCCGUCCUGUUUCACCAGUCCUCACCAUGUCGGAUCGCCGACCUUCAUCAGUGCAUGGAAGAAAGUCUCGUGUGCCAUCCAUGAGUCCUGCUCCGGGAAGUCUUCACGAGAAUGUCAUGGCAACUCUAUCGCCAGCAUCCGGCCUCACCUCCAGAAGUGCUCGAUCAAGCAGCGAGUUGGAGCAUUCUACCCUCGACCUCAGCCAAGGAGGAGAAGAGAAUACCGCGAACCGCCCUACAAAACAGCGCGGUACCCAUAAGAAAUGGGGUCAACCUCUACAGGAUGCUUCAGAAUCAUACGUGUCUUCUUCUGAUCAGGGCAACGACAGUGAAAUGUCAGAAUCUGCAGCUGGCACGGAUGCUUCGGGUAGCCACAUCUUGAGCGGCAGCAUCAUGUUCCAUAAGCCAACCAUCGGAAAGCAUCACGAUAACACUGCAUUGCAUAAUGCAAAUCCCAACACACAGAGCGAUGUACCGUUUACCGCAUUCAGGAAGACUGGCAAAGCACCAGGAGCUGAUGUUUCGACAAAGAACAUGCCAGAAACACAAGUGCAAGACAUGCAACAAUCGGAUCCUUCGACCUUGGGAGGGCUGAUGAAGGUCGGUGCUGUUCCAAUUCAGCGUGCCUCGGGCUUCUUGUACAAUUCCGGCAAGCGUGUCAGCGGUUUAUUCGGAGGCUCGCCCUUGGAGUAUUAUGACAAGUUUUCUGGCAUGAUCGCUGGCGGCAAGAAACACUACGCCGAGGCAGACGAGUUGGUGCCUGGAGAGGAAGUGCAAGAUUCCGAAGAUGAGAUGACUGUUCGUGAGGCUGAGAAGAGCUUCCGAAACCAUUUCGCCUUGCCAGAUUCUGAGAAACUUGUGGCAACAUUCUUUGGUUUCUUCCAUCGCGUCUUGCCUUUGUACGGCAAGUUGUACGUUGGCAGUACGAGGUUAUGCUUUCGUAGCUUUAUGCCUGGAAACUGGACGAAGGAGAGAGGAUUCCGAUUCGGGUAUUCAGGUAUGGUUGUGGUGAUACGAGGUCACGAAGAGAUCUUCUUCGAGUUCGGCUCGCAAGAUCUACGUGACGACUGCACGGUCACUCUCUUGCGAUCGCUCAACUCGAUGGAGCCGUUCCAGGAGUCUAUCUUACUCACAGAAGAUGAGAAGAAAGACGCCGAUGCAGCCGCAGCAGAAAACCUCUUGCUGCAAGAAGCUCGCCAAGGUGAUCGUGGUGGCGUCGAGUUCCAGCUUCCUCAUGGUUUGGAUCAGCCAGAUGCGGACUCGCCAGCCAUCUCCUUUGAUGAUCCAGCAGCCUCGGUUCUGAACUUCAAGCCCGAAGAGUCCCUACGAAUCACCUGCCUGACUAUCGGUUCUCGUGGAGAUGUGCAACCAUAUAUAGCCCUCUGCAAAGGCCUGCUUGCUGAAGGGCACAGACCGAAGAUUGCCUCUCAUGUCGAGUUCGGUGACUGGGUUCGAAGCCAUGGCAUUGAUUUUGCACCAGUUGAAGGUAAUCCAGCAGAGUUGAUGGCCCUCUGCGUUGAUCAUGGCAUGUUCACGCCUUCUUUCCUUUAUGAGACAAACCAAAAGUUUUGGCCUUUCGUCAAGGGUCUCCUCAAGACAGCCUGGGCUGCCUGUCAGGAUUCAGAUCUUUUGAUCGAGAGCCCUUCCGCCAUGGCUGGAAUUCACAUUGCGGAAGCGCUUGGUAUUCCUUACUUCAGAGCCUUUACUAUGCCUUGGACCAGAACGCGUGCCUAUCCUCAUGCUUUUGGCAUGCAGAACAACAGGAUGGGUGGCGCAUACAACUACAUGACCUACGUCAUCUUCGAGAACAUAUUCUGGAAGGCCACUUCAAGUACGAUCAAUAGGUGGCGCAAAGACGACCUGGGAUUGAAGGCCACCAACAUGGAGAAGAUGCAGCAGGACAAGGUCCCGUUCUUCUACAACUUCUCGCCCAGUGUCGUCGUUCCACCUCUGGACUUUGGCGAGUGGAUCCGAGUGACAGGAUACUGGUUCCUUGACGAAGCGGACAACUUCACGCCACAGAAGGAGCUUCUCGAGUUUAUCAAGAAAGCACGCACGGACAAGGCGAAGCUUGUAUAUAUCGGCUUCGGUUCAGUGGUCGUUCCUGAUCCAAAGCAACUCACUCUGGACAUCAUCGCCGCUGUCAAAAAGGCCGAUGUUCGCUGCAUCCUCUCCAAGGGCUGGUCCGACCGCAUGGAUAAGAAGGAUGCCAAAGCACUCGAAGUGCCUUUGCCAGACUUUAUGUUCCAGAUUGCAUCUGCUCCACACGAUUGGCUGUUCCGACAAGUCGAUGCUGCUGUUCAUCAUGGCGGAGCAGGAACUACUGGUGCCAGUCUUCGCGCUGGGAUCCCGACCAUCAUCAAGCCUUUCUUUGGUGACCAGUUCUUCUUUGGCAGCAAGGUCCAAGAUCUUGGAGUUGGACAAAAGGUUCUGACUGUCACUGAGAACGCAUUGGGCAAAGCAAUAUGGAUCGCGACGCAUGAUUCACGAAUGAUUGAAAAGGCCAGAGUCCUAGGAGAGCAGAUUCGAUCCGAAGAUGGUGUCGGCACAGUUAUCAAGGCCAUCUAUCGCGACAUGGAAUAUGCAAAGACACUGGUCCAACAACGUGUGGCUAGAGCGGCACAGGGUGAUACAGACGCGGAAGACGAGGAAGAAGUAGAGGUCGAAGACAGCUGGACGCUGGUGGAGAAUGACUCUGACCCGGAUGCGACGAGCCCGACCGCCAUGAUGCAGCCACAAUCACCCUCUUUGAGUGGCAAGGGGAAGGCCAAGAUGGGAUUGAGGCUCCCGCUCAGCAGGUCUUGA